AUGCUUGAAAAGGCAGGUGAAGGAACAUUUGGUUCAGUAUUCAAAGCGAUAGAUUAGCGCACAGACUCUAUAGUCGCCUUUAAGAAGAUAAAGAUAAGGAAGGCCGAUGAAGGACUACCAAGAGAAUUCCUCAGAGAGAUUGAAUCACUUAAAUAAAUAAAGCAUGAAAAUGUAAUCACAAUCAAAGAAGUGUAUGUUGGCAAGACUAGCAUUAAUAUAGUUUACCCUUAUAUGAAAUAUGAUUUAAGUAAGAUCAUUAAUGAUAUUGAGAGGCCUUUUACAGCAAAUGAAAUUUUGGAUAAGUAAGAGUUAAUGAUCAUGACUAAUCACUGGGAUUGGUAUACACAUUAGAUAUUGGAACGAAGUAAAUUUGAUAACAAAUUCAUUAAUACUAGAUGGUACAAAGCACCUGAAAUAUUGUUUGGGAAUAAAUACUAUGAUUGCAAAGUAGAUACUUGGUCAGCUGGUUGUAUUCUUGCAGAACUGAUAGACGGAGCUCCACUAUUUCCUGGGCUCUCAGAUAUAGAUUAGAUUUCUAAAAUUGGUUCUAUAGUUGGAUCACCAAAUCCUUAUCUAAAAGUAACUUUGGUUCUGUUAAUUUAUUAGGCACAAAAAACUGAUAAAGAAAAUCACAGAUUGAAGUUUCCAGAUUGGGAAAGACAAGAUUUCUAAAAGAUAUUUAAAAAUAGGGUAUUAGAUUAAAGCAUGAUAGAUCUCUGUGAAAAGUUUCUUGUUUAUGAAACUCAGUUAAGAUUAACUGCUGACGAAGCCUUAAAUCAUGAUUUUUUUAAUGAGGUAUAAAAUGAACAAUAGACUAUUUAGGAACUAAUAAAAGAGAUAUAUGAUUAAAAUUGA
Molecule: messenger RNA, 855 nt
Organism: Stylonychia lemnae
Lineage: Eukaryota; Ciliophora; Spirotrichea; Sporadotrichida; Oxytrichidae
Source: the annotation of a GenBank genome assembly